Molecule: messenger RNA, 1473 nt
Organism: Cutaneotrichosporon oleaginosum
Lineage: Eukaryota; Fungi; Basidiomycota; Tremellomycetes; Trichosporonales; Trichosporonaceae
Biological process (GO): deadenylation-dependent decapping of nuclear-transcribed mRNA
Cellular component (GO): nucleus; P-body
Molecular function (GO): hydrolase activity; RNA 7-methylguanosine cap binding
Source: RefSeq, a predicted model, not a curated record
GCCUUUCGUAGGUCCUUCUGCCGGCGCGGCAUACCCGGUCUCGGCUCCUCCUCCGCCUCCGCACUCCGUACCCUCCGCACGCUCCUCGCGCCUCUCGCUCGCCGCGGUGUGCGGCACAUUGCGCCUCGCGAUCCAACGUGAAGCAAGCGAAAGAUUGCCGACGGAAGUAUGGGAGGAUGUAGAUGGGAUAUAGAGCCAGAAGGGGGGAGGGAAUAAGGCGGGCCUCCACCCGAGUCCUCACCUCUGUGUUCGUGGAGAGUGAUGAUGUAUACCAUGGCCGACACCGAGCUCAAGCCGUGCGACCUCGCCGCGCUCGAGACGUUCGAGUUCGAGCGCGUGCUCAUGGAGAGCACCCUCACUGGCUCGUGCUACCUCCUCGGCAGACUACACGGCGAGCCCGCGAUCGUGCAUGUGCAGCGGACGGCUGUCGACCCGUCCGCCGCCCCCGGCAUCGUGAAGGAGGGCCUGGAGAGUCUCGAUGUGUUCCUGGACAACCGGCCUUACUUCUCAGCGCACGCCCUCCUCAAGCGCGGCGCGGACGCCCUCCCCGACCUCGCCCUCAAGCUCAUCUGGCCAUGCACCGACGUCCACAUCAAAAAGUACACGCCGCAACCGCGGCGGCUGCUGACGGAAACGCCCGAGCUCUACGCCUCCAUCGUUGAGCCGUACAUCGCAAGCUUCCCACCCGAGCGCACCGCAUGGGUCCACGCGAUCAUCGAGGGACGGAAGGAGGCGGAGCGCGUGCUCUUCUCCGCGCCCGGCGACGAGGGCUUCACGCUCCUCCCCGACCUCAAGUGGGACGGGGUGAGCCCGUCCGCGCUCUACCUGACCGCGAUCGCGCGCGACGCGCGCAUCCGCUCCCUGCGCGACUUGCGGCGCGCGCAUGUCCCCCUCCUCCGCGCCAUCCGGGGGGCAGCGUACGCCGUGUGCGCGGAGCGCUGGGGCGUCGCGCAAGGCGAACUGCGCCUUUUCGUGCACUACCAGCCGUCGUAUUACCACUUCCACGUACAUGUCGUGCAUGUCGCGCACGAGAUCAUGGCCGGCAUGGCGGUCGGGCAGGCGCACAUGCUCGAAGACAUCAUUGGAUGGCUCGAGCUCAGCCCGGAGGACGGGCCCAGCCUCCUCUCCCAAAUGGCGUUCACGUAUGCGCUCGGCACCGAGCACGGGUUGUAUGCGCCCCUCGCGGCGCGGCAGGAGGGCGAGGCAGACGGCUUCGGCGAGCAUUGAUGGCACCCAUACGUUAAUGCCUUCCUGGCGCAUGUUUACGAUGCCCAAAUCCACGAAGACGGGUGACGUGCGGAAUCCCCUCGACACCCAGCCAUUCCGGCCACCCCUCGCGCCGCAUCCAGAAUCCAGCGUCUGGCGCAGCUGUGCAUGCAUUCCAGCAAUUCCUAGCCCACGAGAAGUCCCGUUCCGGCGCUGCAAGUCUAUGCGAUCUGUGCGAUCUGUGCCUCAUGUCUCGUGCCUCAUGUC